UUAUAUACAUUACUUAAUAGGGGUUAUGGCUUUGUGUUAAGCAGAUCGGAUGUUUCUUUUUAUCAAAAUUCAAAAUUAAUAAGUUACUCAAGUGUGAAUUUCAAAUAUCAAAUAAUUCCAUAUAUAUCAACAUCGCCAUGUCAAAAGGAAAAGGCCCCCUUUCAAAACUGUAUAAUGUCAUCAUAAAUUCUGUUGAUGUAGUUGUACCGCAGUCCAUGCGACCGUUCUGGGAAUCCCCGGCAGGUCCAAAAACUGUUUUCUUCUGGGGCCCCCUUGGCAAAUGGGGGUUGGUACUUGCUGGCAUUGGAGAUCUUGUGAAACGGCCACCCCAAAAUGUGUCGCUCAAUCAGUCGGGAGUGCUGGCCACAACUGGAUUAAUUUGGUCCCGAUAUUCACUUGUUAUCAUACCCAAAAAUUACAGCUUGUUGGCUGUUAAUUUGGUUGUAUUUUUGACCCAAGGCUUUUUAAUCGCCAAGCAUUUGAAAUGGAGGAGCGAAAAUUCGAAACAAGUUGUUUAUCAACAUCCACGUUCUAUUCUUCGCUUUCAUGACAGCUCAUAACAAGGUCCAAGCAUCUGGACUUUUUGGGCAUGGCGCAAGAAAAUAUUGAUUUAAAAAACCCAAAUAGCUGUAAAAACUGUAGCUGAUUCCUAUUCAUUCAUUACAGAAUUAUUAACUAUACGAAACAGUUCGGAGACCAUUUUCAAAAUU
This is a messenger RNA of Drosophila mojavensis, 710 nucleotides long. Its product is annotated as mitochondrial pyruvate carrier 2. Gene Ontology annotation, cellular component: mitochondrial inner membrane. Gene Ontology annotation, biological process: pyruvate import into mitochondria. Bases 138 to 560 code for a protein of 140 amino acids. Gene Ontology annotation, molecular function: pyruvate transmembrane transporter activity. Lineage: Eukaryota; Metazoa; Arthropoda; Insecta; Diptera; Drosophilidae. The record is from RefSeq and is a predicted model, not a curated record. The transcript has 4 exons.